AUGGACCAUGAUGAAACUCAUAGUAAUACACCGAGUGAACCUUUCCAUACCAUUCCGAUCUAUCAACCAGACGCUUCUUCAUCCGAUAGUGAUAGUAACGAUAAUAACGAGAGCCCAGUAAACUUAGAUUCACCUGUAGAAGAAAAUAGAGAAAACGUUUUGCAACGUUCCACCACCAUUACCUCAGUAUUACAACAUAGACCAAGAAUUCAACCACCACCGCGUUCUUUUACUGAACCAGUACCAAAACAUGAACGACAUCCUUCCGAUGGUGAUGAAUCAUCAUCAUCAUCUUAUAAAAAAAGUAAACAUGAACUGUCAAAAGAGAAUUUGGAAAAGACUCAUCGAAAAAGUAGUGAUCAAUCAAAAAGAGAUUCAAAAUCAUAUGAUAAUUCAAUGCGUGGAAUAAAAAAAGAAAUGUCAAGCGUAGCAAUAGAUGAUGGUGGUGGGUAUAGAGAUAAUGAACUUUUAUAUCAAAGAGAUUCAGCCGAUCUUUUACCAUUAACUUUAAAUAAAGGUUUCGAUUCAUCAUUUACAGUAGCAUACUAUUCUCCACUUAUGCUGUUUUCAAUAUUUUACGGAGAGAAAAAAAGAGUUGACGUGUCAAAAUUUCAUGAAGUUAAUUAUGGUGCAAAAUGGUGGAGAUUUGGUACUUCGAAAGUGAGAGAAGGCAUCAUAAUGUCGAUAUAUUGUAUAUUUGUAAUAGGAUUUGUUACGUCUGAUAUAAUUAGUAGGGCUUUGAAUGAGUCAAAUUUACAAGUAUCGAAAGUGUUUGAGGAUUUUGUACCAUUUUUAUUUAUGUUGAUUAUAUUUUCUAGUGGAUUUUUUAUAUUUAUUUGGACUGUUGUGGAUCCGGUCAUCGAUGGCACAUUACACGGAAGUGGUGAAGGAAAAAAGAGAUUAAUCGGAGUGUUGCCAAAUGCUUUUAAAUCAAAGAGGGUUUGA
Molecule: messenger RNA, 945 nt
Organism: Entrophospora sp. SA101
Lineage: Eukaryota; Fungi; Glomeromycota; Glomeromycetes; Entrophosporales; Entrophosporaceae
Source: the annotation of a GenBank genome assembly